Bipolaris sorokiniana ND90Pr is the source of this 1599-nucleotide messenger RNA. RefSeq lists its product as uncharacterized. The transcript has a single exon. Lineage: Eukaryota; Fungi; Ascomycota; Dothideomycetes; Pleosporales; Pleosporaceae. The record is from RefSeq and is a predicted model, not a curated record. Bases 161 to 1366 code for a protein of 401 amino acids. Gene Ontology annotation, molecular function: DNA binding.
GGGAGAUGGGUGAGUGCUCCACCUCAACUUUGUCCUACUACAACCAACCCCUUCCAUCAACACCAUAAUUAUUGCGCGAUUGAGUUACGAGAGUUGCAUUUGCACUUUGCCAAGCUCAACUGCUCUACGCGCAUCAUCAGCGCUACAAAAACCAUCCAACAUGCCGCCCAAGAGUCAAAAUGCGCACGAUACGAAUCGCAAAGACGCAGCAGCAGCAGUGGAGACUCCUGUCGCGACACCUAGAAAGAAGAGAGGCCGCCCAACCAAAUCCCAGACAAGCGCUAGUCAAUCAAACCUAAUUGCGUCUGAGCCUCCAAAGAAACGCGGCAGACUCUCCAAAGUGACCGCUGAAGUUGACGCCGUGCUUCCAGACGCGUCCGAGCCGAUAAAACGCGGUCGGGGUCGCAAGCCAGACGCGUCCAAGUCGGCUGCCCUGGCCGCAACGUCCAACAAGGCCAAAGGAAAAGGCACCAAGGACGAUGUAGAAGCCGUCACCGACAUAGCAGAACCAACUCCACGAAGGCGUGGCCGCCCCCCCAAAGCAGAGGGCCUGGCCCUGAAGCGUGUGGCGGGCACUGCUCGUGUGAGCAAGCGCCAGGCCGCUCAAUCUAAGACGACCAAGUCGACCACCACCGCCUCUAAGUUGCGUACCCGGCUUCCACCAGCCAGCAAGGUGUCCAAAGGAGAGCCUGCCCCACCGCCAGCUAGGCGAGGACGACCACCCAAGAAUGCAGCACAAGCCCCUGCUGCUACUGCUCUUGCGAAGAAGAAGAAGAUACCCAGAGGUCGCAAAGCUGCUGAGUUGCCAGUCGCGAAGCCUACAAAGCCUACCAAGCCAUUGGCGUCCCGCAAGAUGCGUGGUCACACUGUACGCCAGAUCCCCGACAGAUAUAUUGUCCAAGUCGACCAGCUCUUGCAUGACCUGAUGCAGGCCGAUGCGGAUCCCAUGUUUGAGAAGCAGGUACAGGAAGAGGAGGCAAACCAGGCACAUGACAUGGAGGUUGAGGCUGACGUCGAGGACAAUGUCGAUGAAGAGAACAUGGUGCCGACCAGCGCCACUAUUGGGGACCAGGGCCCAGAAGACGCUCCACUAGACGCAGGUGCUGAAUCCGAAUCCGGCCAUCAGCAAGACAGUCAAGGUGACCAGUACUCGGAUGGCGUGGCGGAUGACUUGAGGCAAAGUGAAUCUACCUCGGACCAGAGUAGGGAGCAAGAGCAAGAGCAAGACUUGCAGUCCGAGUUGAACGGCGACUUUGAUGAUCCCCCCAGCCACGAGGACGAAGAUGGUAUCCUUGUUCCCCAACAGGAAAUCGAUAUGCCAGAUGAGGAGUACGCAAAUGGUGCCGAAGGCGGACAAUUACUGUGAUUCACAAAGGGUCAACAAAAUAAGCCCAUGAAAGAGCCCAGUGUCGUAUUUCCACCGUCUUGGCUAGACGGUGGAUUUAGUCUCUUGCCACCUAGCACUUGAUCUACAUACAUCGAGCCUCUUUCCGUAGGUGUAGGGAAGCAGCCUUGCGGUCGGGCACUAAGCCUGCGACCGGUUCUAUUACUUUCUUUCUGGUCCAUGCGUGUGACAAGCAUGCUCCCAAAUCACCUGCU